AUGCCGCUUGGCUUUCAGGUUGUGCCGGGCUUGGAUCUAAAGAGCUUUGACAUAUUUCUGAAGACAUGGAGCAGAUGCGCUUCUGGUCAAAUUGCCACCAGUACCGGGUCUUUUCUUUCCAGGAAGUGCUUGACUGGAGAUUUCUUGUCCUUGGAGAUUUUCUUCUGGUUUCCUUUGUUAAUUGCACUUAGUGGUCAGUUUCUCGUAAAUGAUCAAUACGGAAGACGUGAUGCUAGUUACUUCUGA
Prunus armeniaca (apricot) is the source of this 246-nucleotide messenger RNA. The record is from the annotation of a GenBank genome assembly. NCBI's taxonomy places the organism in Eukaryota, Viridiplantae, Streptophyta, Magnoliopsida, Rosales, Rosaceae.